AUGUCUUCCAGAUACGACAACGGACUAGAGACCGUCGAUACCAACGAUGAACAUCUCGCCAACAAUAAGACAGCUCCAGCUCAUCUUGAAGAGGUCGUCCUCGCCCGGCUAACCGAGGACGAUGUUUACGCUCUCUCCCAGGACUCACUUCACUUCAAGUCCUGGACAAGCUUUCGAAUCUUUCUCUUGAUGUUGGUGAUGGGCUGCAACCAAGCAGGAUACGGUAUCGACUGGACGGUGAUCGGUGUCUGCGGAGCACCCUUUCUAGCCCUGUCGGAUGUUAUCGGCCGUCGAGGGAUCAACUUCCUCGGAAACUUCAUCGUUAUCCUGGCAGCCCUCCUCCAGGGACUGUCUACCAAUCUGGCCAUGUUCAUGGCUGGCCGCUUCUUCCUCGGCUUCGGCUCUGCCCUCAUGUCUGCCCCCCAGUACAUGGGAGAAGUUGCCCCAGCUCAUCUCCGUGGUCGGCUAGUUGGUCUAUUUGGAGCUUGCUUCCAGGUUGGAAGUUUGGGUAUGAGUGCUGCACUGCUUGGAUUCAACAAGAUGCGCGGAGAUUGGGGAUGGAGGGUUCCGCUACUCCUCGAAGCUCUUUUUCCAACCAUCGUCUGCGCCACCAUAUACUUCCUUGCGCCGGAAUCCCCCCGAUACCUGAUCAUGAGAGGUAAGAAGGAAGAUGCCAAGAAGAUGAUUGCGCGGUACCAUACGACCGAAGGCAACAAUGUCAAUCAUCCUCUUGUCAGUGUUGUUGUUCGGCAAAUCGAGGAAUCCUUGGCGGCCACACCAAAGAACAGAGAGGUUUGGGAUUUUAGAGCCUUCUUCAAGAGAGGCGCUCGAUACCGCGUCCUCGUCCUCGUCAUGUACUCGAUCUUCCAACAGUGGAAUGGCGGCGGGAUCAUAGGCCAAUACCUGGUGCCUGCCCUGCAGACAACCGGUAUCGAUAACUCCCAGCAGCAACUGGGCUUCAAUUUCGGCUCGGUCGCCGUCUACUUCGUCUUUACCGUCUUCGGCUCCUUCAUAAUUGACAGAUUCAAUCGACGGACCUUGAUCUUCGCGGGCCUGAUGGUUUUCAUUACCCUGCAAACGGCCGCGACGAUAACCUCGUGGCAGUACAAUCUCCACGGAUCCAAGACCCAAGCAGCACUCACCGUCGUGUGGAUCUUCAUCUUUCAAGCAUGCUCGGCGACCCUCAUUGCCACGAUGCACAAUUUGUACCCCGUGGAGCUCCUUUCCCUUGCCCUCCGAGCCAAGGGUAUGGCCCUCUACGGUCUCAUUCAGGGGGCGGCCGGAACGGUCAACAACUACGGCAUCUCGGUCGGGAUCAACAAGAUAGGGUACAAAAUAUGGGUGGUGUAUGUUGGAUACAAUUUGGUCCAGUUGGUUCUCGCGUAUUUCAUCUUUCCCGAGACACAUGGAUUGACGCUGGAAGAGAUGGAUGCCGUGUUUGAGACGCCGGGAGUCAGACCCGUAAAGAUGUCGAUGGAUAUACAGAAAGCGAAAAAAGAGAAGGCGAGACAAGAAGCUCAACGUAUCGAUAUGGUGAGAUUUAAAAAUCGUGUCAAAGAACCUGGACAGUCGGGGGUCGCGCGAUAA
Drepanopeziza brunnea f. sp. 'multigermtubi' MB_m1 is the source of this 1587-nucleotide messenger RNA. RefSeq lists its product as uncharacterized. The record is from RefSeq and is a predicted model, not a curated record. Gene Ontology annotation, biological process: transmembrane transport; carbohydrate transport. Lineage: Eukaryota; Fungi; Ascomycota; Leotiomycetes; Helotiales; Drepanopezizaceae. Gene Ontology annotation, cellular component: membrane. Gene Ontology annotation, molecular function: carbohydrate:proton symporter activity.